AGCUCUUUGUCCUGUACGGAAGAUGAUUUUAAAUAAAGUUUAUUUAAAGAGUCGCGUUUUGAUGACAUCAGCGCUGUUGGGUUUUUGCCAUUCGGUGGCGUGAAUUCGCCGGUAUCGUUUGAUCAGAUUAACGUGACGCAUGCACGUCAGAAGACAGAGCUCGUGAAGCAGCAUCGUGUUCGGUUCGGGUCCAGACGCACAGGUCGGUCUAUGCAGCGGACCUCUGCGGCCUUCGCCUGCUGUGGCGUACACAGGCUCCGCCCCUGAACGUCUCACCCCCUGUGGAGUGCGGUCACCAGGGCGGCCAUGUUGGCGAUGCGGGGGAUGUGCGUUAGAGUCCUGCUGCACUAUCAGAGGACGAGUGGACGUUCAGUGGGCGUGGCUUCCCUGCGGACCAGCCCCUCUCAGCUGUGUCAGAGCCGGUCCCAGUCUCAGGGUUCUGACCCGCUGAACUCUGGUGUCACAGUGAAGCUGCGGACCCGGCUGCUGGUGUCGCUGCUGUUUGGCGGCGGGCUGCUUGGGGCGUGGGCGUACGUGUACUGGGAGAAGCAGCAGCGGCGGUGGCAGCAGCGGACCGAGCAGCUCCGGAAGGUGGCUCUGGGCCAGGGCACCUUCAGCCUGGUCGACCACACGGGCCGGCGGCGGACCAAGCAGGACUUCCUGGGCAGCUGGGUGCUGCUGUAUUUUGGGUUCACGCACUGCCCAGACAUCUGCCCCGACGAGCUGGACAAGCUGAGCGCUGCGGUGGCAGUUCUGGACCAGGACGCCUCGCUGCCCCCUGUCCAGCCCCUCUUCAUCACCGUGGACCCGGAGAGGGACGGCGUGCCGGCCUUGGCCCGCUACGUCAAGGACUUUCACCCGCGGCUGAUCGGCUUGACCGGUACCCCGGAGGAGGUGAAGCACGCGGGGCGGGACUACCGGGUGUACGCCAGCCCCGGGCCCAAAGACCAGGACGGAGACUACAUCGUGGACCACAGCAUCCUGAUCUACCUGCUGAGCCCCGAUGGACUCUUCCUGGACUACUACAACCGCAUGAAGAGCAGCGAGCAGAUCGCCGACAGCGUCAGGAACCACAUGAGGAGCUACCAGAGGCUCUGAGCGGCCACGCCGGACCCCAAGCUGCUGGGGGAGGAGUCGGAUCAUGUGGGCGGGAUAAGAGCUGUCAUAAAUAAAGAGUUUUCGGAA
This is a messenger RNA of Oryzias latipes (Japanese medaka), 1185 nucleotides long. It is a transcript of the gene sco2, whose product is annotated as synthesis of cytochrome C oxidase 2. Gene Ontology annotation, biological process: intracellular copper ion homeostasis; mitochondrial respiratory chain complex IV assembly. Gene Ontology annotation, cellular component: mitochondrial inner membrane. Gene Ontology annotation, molecular function: copper ion binding; copper chaperone activity. The record is from RefSeq and is a predicted model, not a curated record. Lineage: Eukaryota; Metazoa; Chordata; Actinopteri; Beloniformes; Adrianichthyidae.